AUGUUGGAGCCGGUGCUGGACCUCCUCGUCCACGGCUGCCUCAUCGUGUCGGUGUCAUCUUUCCUGAUCAUGCUCGCGCUCCAGCCUCUGCUGCCCGGCGGCAACGUGGCCACGGCCGCGAGCAGGGGCGUAUGCUCCGCGUCGCGGGCCGUCCUCGUGCGCCUCCUGUCCGGCCGGAGCGACGACGACAGCGGCGGCGGCGUGGAUGUGGCGCCUCCUCCUCCUCCUCCUCCUCCGCGUCGGAGUCGGAGCAGCCGGCAUUGUUGCGAGCGGUGCGCGUCGUCGUCGUGGCCGGACGUCGUGGCGGCCGUGACGGCGAGCCUGCGCCUGGACGACGACGACGACGACAUGGAGUGCUCCAACUCCUCCUCCGGCGACGAGAACGCGGAGGAGGACACUGCGGCGGCGUGCGGCGGGUGCGCGGCGACGGCGGCGGUGGAGGAUCUCCUGGAGCGCAAGGAGGCGACGGAGCAGGAGCUGCGCGAGGCCUUCUACGUGUUCGACCGCGACGACGACGGCUUCGUGGGCGCCGGGGAGCUCUGGAACGUGCUGCGCCGCCUCGGGAUGCUGCUGCCCGAGGGCGGCGGUGAGGCGCGGGAGGACUGCUGCGCCAGGAUGAUCGCGGCGCACGACGCCGACGGCGACGGCCGGAUCAGCUUCCCCGAGUUCAGGGCCAUGAUGGAGCACGCGGCGUGA
Molecule: messenger RNA, 696 nt
Organism: Miscanthus lutarioriparius
Lineage: Eukaryota; Viridiplantae; Streptophyta; Magnoliopsida; Poales; Poaceae
Source: the annotation of a GenBank genome assembly